GUCACAUUUAUUAACUUCAUUUGUACAGAGUACAUCACGACAGCGACAACUUAUACCUGCAUCACUUCCGAAUCCAAAAAGAAAUUAGUAGAUUAUCCCGGAAGACGUCAGCAGAAGCACUUGGCAUAGUCUUGCAAGAAUGAUUUUUACAUUUAUUUACAUCGUUACCAUUGGCAGUGUUAUUGCGAAUGAUCCGCCAGCGGACGGUUGGAAACAGAUCACUUUUUCUCCAGUGUGUGUUAAUGCAAGAGAUAAUGGCUAUGGUCGUUUGCAAUACAUCGGCAAAGGUCAACUGGUGGCUGCGUUGAAACUAAAGCAUCAGCGUGGGAAGAUCAGGUGUGCCACAGAUGAAGCUUACAACAGCAACUGGGGCUGUGACAAAGACAACGGAUUCAACAUCAUUGUUACAGACAGAUCUAACCACGUGAUCUAUCCAUUGAAAGAGUUCAUUAAAGAAUCCUCUGGGAUGUGGUAUUAUAUACCACUGGCCGAUGCAGUACACUCGACUGAGAUUGUCUUCACGGAUUUUUCCCACCCGUUUUACUUGAAGCAGGGUGGCGAACUAAGGUUUUGGUACGGGGAAGAUUUGAAAAAGCAUCAUCACACUGACAACCAAGGGCAAGUCUGUUUUGACGUUUUGGCGCUGUACGUCUAAUCUCGUGGAAAAGAACAACCUUCAAGAGAAAUUUCGCGGGCUUAUGAUUCUGGUUGAGGAAGCAUGUUUCAGUAAAUGAUAUUUAAUAAAGAACUUUUUGUAAUUA
This is a messenger RNA of Stylophora pistillata, 761 nucleotides long. RefSeq lists its product as uncharacterized. NCBI's taxonomy places the organism in Eukaryota, Metazoa, Cnidaria, Anthozoa, Scleractinia, Pocilloporidae. The record is from RefSeq and is a predicted model, not a curated record.